Parus major (Great Tit) is the source of this 4184-nucleotide messenger RNA. It is a transcript of the gene GLG1, whose product is annotated as golgi glycoprotein 1. The record is from RefSeq and is a predicted model, not a curated record. Gene Ontology annotation, cellular component: Golgi membrane. The transcript has 26 exons. Gene Ontology annotation, molecular function: fibroblast growth factor binding. The coding region runs from base 16 to 3429 and encodes 1137 amino acids. Lineage: Eukaryota; Metazoa; Chordata; Aves; Passeriformes; Paridae.
GGUGGCGGAUCCAAGAUGGCGCCGUGCGGACGUGUCCGGAGCCGCUGCCCGGGCCCGGCGCUGCUCCUGCUGCUGGCGCUAGCGGCGCGGCCGGCGGCGCCCGGCCCUGCUGCCGGCCUUCCCGGUCCUGGCGGUGCCCAGCCUGGAGCGGGGCAGCCGGCAGGGCCGGGCGCGGCUGCCCCGCGGAGUGCCCGCGGCGGCGGAUCGGGCAGCGGGUGGAAGCUGUCGGAGGAGGCGGUGUGCCGGGAGGACGUGGUGCGGCUCUGCUCCAAGCACAGCUGGGCCAACAACCUCGCCGUGCUCGAGUGUCUGCAGGACGUCCGCGAGCCAGAUAAUGAAAUCUCUUCAGACUGCAAUCACCUCUUGUGGAACUACAAGCUGAACCUGACUACAGAUCCAAAGUUUGAAUCCGUGGCCAGAGAAGUCUGCAAGUCCACUAUUGCUGAGAUAAAGGAGUGUGCAGAUGAACCAGUUGGUAAAGGGUUCUUGGUGUCAUGUUUGGUGGAUCACAGAGGUAAUAUCACUGAGUACCAGUGCCAUCAGUACAUCACUAAAAUGACAGCCAUUAUCUUCAGUGAUUAUCGGUUGAUCUGUGGCUUCAUGGAUGACUGCAAAGCUGACAUCAAUCUCCUGAAAUGUGGCAGCAUUCGACCUGGAGAAAAGGAUGCUCACUCACAAGGAGAGGUGGUGGCAUGCCUGGAAAAAGGCCUGGUAAAAGAGGCAGAGGAAACUGAUCCUCGAAUCCAGGUUUCUGAUCAGUGUAAGAAAGCGAUUCUUCGUGUAGCUGAACUCUCUUCCGAUGAUUUCCACCUGGACCGGCAUCUCUACUUUGCGUGCCGAGAUGACAGAGAGCGAUUCUGUGAAAAUACUCAGGCUGGGGAAGGCCGGGUAUACAAGUGCCUCUUUAAUCACAAGUUUGAAGAAUCAAUGAGUGAAAAGUGUCGCGAUGCGCUGACAACCCGCCAGAAGCUGAUUGCCCAAGACUACAAAGUCAGUUACUCGCUGGCCAAGUCCUGUAAAAGUGACCUGAAGAAAUACCGCUGCAAUGUGGAGAACCUGCCCCGCUCUCGGGAAGCCCGGCUUUCCUAUCUGUUGAUGUGCUUAGAGUCUGCUGUGCACAGAGGUCGACAAGUGAGCAGCGAGUGCCAGGGUGAAAUGCUGGAUUACCGGCGCAUGCUGAUGGAAGACUUCUCGCUGAGCCCAGAAAUCAUCCUGAGCUGCCGAGGGGAGAUCGAGCACCACUGCUCCGGCCUCCACCGGAAGGGCCGCACCCUGCACUGCCUGAUGAAAGUCGUGCGGGGCGAAAAGGGAAACGUGGGACCCAACUGUCAGCAGGCACUUCAAACCCUGAUCCAGGAAACGGACCCCGGUGCCGAUUAUCGCAUUGACCGCGCGCUGAACGAGGCCUGCGAGUCGGUGAUACAGACAGCCUGCAAGCACAUACGGUCUGGAGACCCCAUGAUUCUGUCUUGCCUGAUGGAGCACUUGUAUACUGAGAAAAUGGUAGAAGACUGUGAGCAUAGGCUCCUGGAGCUCCAGUAUUUUAUAUCUCGUGACUGGAAACUGGACACAGUCCUCUACCGCAAGUGUCAGGGAGAUGCCUCCCGCCUCUGCCAUACCCAUGGCUGGAAUGAGACCAGUGAGCUGAUGCCUCCAGGGGCUGUUUUCUCCUGCUUGUACAGGCAUGCAUAUCGAACAGAGGAGCAAGGAAGGAGGCUAUCACGAGAGUGCAGAGCAGAGGUCCAGAGAAUCCUCCAUCAGCGAGCCAUGGAUGUGAAGCUGGACCCAGCCCUCCAGGACAAAUGCAUGAUUGACUUGGGGAAAUGGUGCAGUGAAAAAACAGAGACAGGGCAGGAACUGGAAUGCCUUCAGGACCAUCUUGAUGACUUGGUGUCUGAUUGCAGAGACAUAGUGGGAAACCUCACUGAGCUGGAGUCUGAGGACAUUCAAAUUGAAGCCUUGCUGAUGAGAGCGUGUGAGCCCAUUAUCCAGACAUUCUGUCAUGAGGUUGCAGAUAACCAGAUUGAUUCUGGGGACCUGAUGGAGUGUCUAAUACAGAACAAACACCAGAAGGAAAUGAAUGAAAAAUGUGCAAUCGGUGUUACUCAUUUCCAGCUGGUUCAAAUGAAAGAUUUUAGGUUCUCGUACAAGUUUAAAAUGGCUUGCAAGGAGGAUGUGCUGAAACUGUGUCCCAACAUCAAAAAAAAGGUGGAUGUAGUGAUCUGUCUGAGCACAACUGUGCGCAAUGAUACUUUGCAGGAUGCCAAGGAGCACAGGGUCUCUCUGAAGUGCCGCAAACAGCUGCGUGUUGAGGAGCUAGAAAUGACUGAGGAUAUCAGGCUUGAACCAGAACUGUAUGAGGCUUGUAAAAGUGACAUCAAGAAUUACUGCCAGAACGUGCCCUAUGGCAAUGCUCAGAUUAUUGAAUGCCUGAAAGAAAUCAAGAAGCAAUUGAGUACACGGUGCCACCAGAAGGUGUUUAAACUGCAGGAGACAGAGAUGAUGGACCCAGAACUGGACUACACUCUCAUGAGAGUCUGCAAGCAGAUGAUCAAGCGGUUUUGUCCAGAGGCGGAUUCAAAAAACAUGUUGCAGUGUUUGAAACAAAACAAGAACAGUGAAGUGAUGGAUCCUAAAUGCAAGCAGAUGAUUACAAAGCGCCAGAUUACACAGAACACAGAUUACCGCUUAAACCCCGUGCUCAGGAAGGCAUGUAAAGCAGACAUACCAAAAUUCUGCCAAAAUAUCCUGAAUAGGGCCAAGGAUGAUACAGAAUUGGAAGGACAAGUCAUCUCAUGCCUGAAGUUGAAAUAUGCAGACCAGCGUCUCUCUCCAGACUGCGAGGACCAAAUUCGAGUGAUAAUCCAGGAAUCAGCCCUUGAUUAUCGGCUGGAUCCCCAGCUUCAGAUGCACUGUUCUGAUGAGAUUUCCAGCUUGUGUGCAGAAGAAGCAGCAGCUCAGGAGCAGACUGGGCAGGUGGAAGAAUGUCUGAAAGUGAAUCUUCUGAAAAUAAAAACUGAGAUGUGCAAGAAGGAAGUGCUCAACAUGCUGAAGGAAAGCAAAGCAGAUAUAUUUGUUGACCCAGUGCUCCACACAGCCUGUGCCCUAGACAUCAAACACCACUGUGCUGCCAUACCGCCGGGGAGAGGACGCCAAAUGUCAUGCUUAAUGGAAGCUCUGGAAGAUAAGCGUGUGAGGUUGCAGCCUGAAUGCAAGAAACGCCUUAAUGAUCGUAUUGAAAUGUGGAGCUAUGCUGCAAAGGUUGCCCCAGCAGAAGGCUUUUCUGACCUUGCCAUGCAAGUUAUGACCUCUCCUUCCAAAAAUUACAUCCUGUCUGUGAUCACGGUUGGCAUCUGUGUACUCUUCCUCAUCGGCCUGAUGUGUGGACGCAUCACCAAGCGGGUGACAAGAGAGCUCAAGGACAGGUAGAGCCUGGAUUGCCUGCUGAAGAAAUGCCUGCCCAGUGCCCAGUUUUGUACAGCCCUCCUCUGUAUAGUCUACCCACCCCCUCUUGUGAGAGGAGAAAAAAAAAUUUAAAAAAAAAAAAAAAAAAUUAGAAAAGCAGCAGGUGUUGGCUCAGUUUUCCCAUCCUGGAUCUCAUCCAUGGCAUCUUCAUCCUAUGAAAGUUUGUGUGCAACAUUGGCAGCCCAGCCAGCAGCUUUUGUUACCCCUUUGUUAGCAGACUCUCGUUUACCUGCCUGUAGACAAGUCUCUGUUGUACUGUUGGAACUGCCUUCACUCUCCAAAUCAGACUGAUAUGACCUGCAGCUCAAGCAGUUUUUAAGUAAAUUUUUAAAGACAGACAUAUUCUGCAUACCGACUAUAUGAUUUAGGUUACGGUUCAUACUGAAAUCUCGUCAUCCUCUGUGGCUGGGUGAAGUUGAGGCAGGAAAUUAAAGGGUAAAUUGCAUCUUACACCACAGUUGGCCUUGUUUUGGACAUCUUGCUCGUCUGUGUAAAGCAUCUUCAGAGCAUAGUCUUGGACAACCUAAGGACACCAAUCACUGGUGUCAUCUCCUAGUGAAUAUCCUGCUUAUGUGACUGUGGAUUUUUUGGCUGAAAAGAUGUCCUCCCUUUCUUCCUCUGCUGCUCGCAAGAUAGAAUAAAAUACUGACCAGGAUUGAAUUCUCAUGUGAACUGUACAACCUGUAUUUCAGUAGAUUAAAGACACAAUGUAGACACAA